AUCUCGUUUGUUGGCAUGAACGUGUAUUAGGCGACGGUGCAGAUGUCAAACUGCCAGCAAGAGUAGCAACAAAAGGCUGUCUUCCAUUUCUCAAAGACGCCCAGCAAAUUUGUUUAAUUAACACAAACCGUUUUACAAGUUGACUACCAUGACGUCACGAAAACGGAGCGGCAGUGGUUCCACAAAACGCCCCAAGGAAAAGGUUGUUUACAUAUACGAGUUGCUGUGUCGUGGGGAGGAUCCCAGCGCGGAUAGCCCCGAGUUCUGGCACGAGUUCUUUCUGCUGCAACCCAACUUUGAGUCCCUGGAGGACCAAAUCAGCAAAAUAAACAACGAACAGCUGCAUGUGGUAAAACCGAACUUGAAUACACUAUUCCAAAAAUGUAUAGAAAUGCUGGACACAUCACGGGAGGAUCACCCCAAGCGGCUGUGCAACAGCUUGCAGACAUUAUGCUCGCUCUUCUAUGGCAUAUUCAGGAAAUGCAACACGGAUGCCAGCUCAAACAUACUGAACGAGAUCUUCGGCCACGAGACAAUGGAUGAGUGGCUAAAGUUGCUAAUGCAGCAUUGCAACCGAAUUCUGCUUGGCGAUGUCACCGAAAACGCGCGCUUCAUGUGCCUGAAACUGUUGCUGGUGCUUGUGACAGGCACGGAUGUCAGCCAGAACGUGCUCCUUGAAUACCUGAUGAUGCACAGCCUGUUCGAUGCUUUUGUCCGCCUGCUGAGCGAUCCCACAUUUCGUGCCCAGCAUGGCCACGACAUUGUCAUACUGCUGACCAUUCUGGUGAACUAUCGGAAGCACGAGGCAACCAAUCCGUAUGUGGUGCAGCUCUCCAUUCUGGCCGACGAGCUAGCGUUGAAUGGCUAUGGCCAAAUGAUCUCGCAGUCACUCAUUGAUUUUUGCCGCCAGUAUAUGCAAAGCUUAAAUAAUGUGCAAUCCUCUUCGUGGUUCUCGUCGCUCUCAAGCAUGGUGGGCAACAUGUUCGUUUCCGACGAGGGUUGCGAGCGUGUGCAGCAGAUUAAGGCUAACAAUGGCCUAUUGCUGGCCCUGUAUGAGGCAGUGCAUCUCAAUCGCAAUUUUAUUACGACCCUGGCGCAUCCACAGGCAGAGUCGAGUGCACCGCCAUCGCCCAGCAACACAUUGAGCCUAACACAGCCGGUGCCUGAUCUAGCCAAUGCGCCCAUCAUAGACAUGACACAGUAUCCCACAAAUCUGCUCGUAGCAGUUUUUCAAUAUUGCUCCAUUGUUAUGCAGGACAACAAGAAUGAGUCCAGCAUUGCCAACUUGAAGCUGUGCUUUCUGAUACUCACCUGCAUAUCGGAGGAUCAGUAUGCCAACUCAAUGAUGCAUGACAGUAAUUUGACUUUCAAGGUGAUGUUGCAUCGCGCCCAAAUGCGUCAUCGCAAGCUCAAUGUGGAUCGUGUGGGGAAGUCGCAGCCUUUGGCGGCCACAUUGCUCGAUUUGCUAGUGGAGUUCAUUGUUUCGCAUUUAAUGAAGAAAUUUCCCAUGGAGCUGUAUCUGUUGUGUAUUGGCGUUAUUCAUCGCAUUCUGUGCUAUCAGAAACGAUGUCGCGUUCGCCUCAAUUAUCCUUGGAAGGAGCUGUGGUCGGCUUUGAUUGGUCUAUUGCGCUUCCUGGUCAAUCAGGAGCAGACACUAGUAAAAAAGUGCAAUAUAUUUCACUUGUCGCUGCAGGUGGUCAACAUUUUCAAUCUUUUCAUUACGUACGGCGACACAUUCCUAGCCACAACAAACAGCUAUGAUGAGCUCUAUUAUGAGCUGAAUCGCGAGGAAAAAGUAUUUACGGAAAUACAUGCCAUGGUUUUGCGCUACACAACUAUGCCGGAAUGCGAAUAUAAGGACGAUGUUAUCAAGCUACUAAAUGCUCUUGUCAACAUACUCGCCAUUGUGAAGCAUUUUCAAAACAAAAUCAAGGAAUGGCUGGCCGAGCAGGGUCUGUCGACACCGACGGAGGAGCAAAUACUUGAUGUCGUACGCAAGAAUUAUGACCUUACAUUAAAGCUGCAGGACUCGCUGGAUCAGUACGAACGAUAUGCUGAAGCACCGCUGCACAGCAGUUUCUUUCAGGCCAUGGUCCGUGAUGUGGUGAAUGAUACGCGGAAACACAUCUACGGCUAUGUUAAGGAAGCUGUGUCCAUUAUACCCGAGCAGGAGGUGUUACUAGCAACAGUUACCACCUCAACACCGACGACACCGGCGCCAUCCACGUAGGAGCCCACUGACUCCCAAGACUGUUAAAAUUGCUUUCUGACGUUUAGUUAUAUAAUUAUAUCCUUAAUUAUUCAAUCUCUGGAAGCAUACACUCGAUGUAAUCUAUAAGAUUAAAAGUGCUUUUGCUAGCUUUUGUUACCUUUCGUUGUCGAGCAGUGCACUUAUACAUAAAUAUAAAUAUACAUAAAUAUAUAUGUGAAAAAUU
This is a messenger RNA of Drosophila novamexicana, 2435 nucleotides long. RefSeq names its product armadillo-like helical domain-containing protein 3. The transcript is spliced from 6 exons. The record is from RefSeq and is a predicted model, not a curated record. Lineage: Eukaryota; Metazoa; Arthropoda; Insecta; Diptera; Drosophilidae. The coding region runs from base 149 to 2230 and encodes 693 amino acids. Gene Ontology annotation, biological process: regulation of Golgi organization. Gene Ontology annotation, cellular component: cytosol.